Messenger RNA from Colletotrichum graminicola M1.001, 513 nucleotides. RefSeq lists its product as uncharacterized. Lineage: Eukaryota; Fungi; Ascomycota; Sordariomycetes; Glomerellales; Glomerellaceae. Bases 1 to 513 code for a protein of 170 amino acids. The transcript has a single exon. The record is from RefSeq and is a predicted model, not a curated record.
AUGGACGCCGGAAACGAACAAGAAGACUCUGUGUCCGAUUCUUCCUCAGAAACGACGGUCCCUGUGUCCACUCCUCCAACCUCUUUAGCCGCUGACGAGACCCUUGCAUAUGAACACAGUGAUGUUCCGUGUCCGGGCCGUACUUUCCACAUCAUCGAAAGAACGACCUGCCGGGCGAUAACCAUCGUGGGGGACAAGCCGGUGCUCAUGGGUCUCAAGGGGGGCCGCCAUCCAAGCACGCUAUGGUACUGUGUUGAGAAGAAUGGGUACUAUGGCUUCCAGAACCCGAGAUCCGGGAGGUACAUCGGCCACGACAGCGAAACCGGCAUCCGGACCGGGGCUGAGAUGCGUGGAUGGGAGCUGUGGACGCCGCGGCAGCACCCCGAAGGGGGGUACCAGCUUCUGUCGCCGUGGUGGUCAGACGCGCUGAUGGUACUGUGCGUUGCCAACGACGGAAUCGGUCUCGCCAGACGAGGCCAUGGCACGACUACUUGGGACUUCAUUCGGGUCUAA